Molecule: messenger RNA, 1918 nt
Organism: Chelonoidis abingdonii (Abingdon island giant tortoise)
Lineage: Eukaryota; Metazoa; Chordata; Testudines; Testudinidae
Source: RefSeq, a predicted model, not a curated record
GCUGAGACGUCACAUUCCUGCAUUCUCUUUGCCUGUGUCAGAGCCGGGUUUUUCUCCUGUGCACUGGGCAGUCAAACCUCCCUCAUCCAGGCAGGACUCAUGAACCUAAAGGCAGGAAUCUGACAUCCGGACCCUCUUCCCCCCGCCAGGCCGCCCUCUGCCCGAGCCUUGGACGGCCAGCCAGGCCCCCUCCAUUCUCAGCUCCUUACCUGGAGUGAUGGAAAACUCCUCUGUGGCAUCUGCCUCCUCUGAGGCAGGGAGUAGCCGAUCUCAGGAAAUCGAAGAGCUGGAGAGGUUCAUUGACAGCUACGUCCUUGAGUACCAAGUCCAAGGUUUGCUGACCGACAAAAUGGAAGGGGACGGGGAGAGUGAGAAAACGCAGUCCAACAUCUCGCAGUGGACAGCGGAUUGUAGUGAGCAGCUGGAUGACAGCUGUUCCUCGUCGAGAGGGAAGGGCUUACCGCCUCACGAACACAAUCAGGAAGAGUGGGAUCACAGCAGCAGUGGGAGUUCAGGAUCCCGGCCUAGUUCAGGCUCCAGGCCUGGGUCUGGAUCAAGGUCUGACAGCCAAGGGAGAAGCAGCCAGUUCAGUCAUUCAACCAAGAAUGGCAACAAAGACAACUCCCUGGACAUGUUGGGGACAGAUAUCUGGGCAGCCAAUACCUUCGAUUCCUUCAGUGGUGCAACCUGGGAUUUACAGCCUGAAAAGCUGGACUUCACACAGUUUCACAGGAAGCUCCGGAACAUCCCCAAACACACGCUCCCGCACAUAGACAGAGAAGGGCUUGGAAAACCGAAGCACGAGGAUGGAGACGGAAUCAACCUGAAUGACAUAGAGAAAGUCCUUCCCGUCUGGCAGGGUUAUCAUCCAUUGCCACAGGAAGCUGAAAUUGCACACACCAAAAAACUAUUCAGAAGAAGGAGAAACGACCGGAGGAGACAGCAGAGGCCUCCUGGAGGAAACAAAUCACAGCAGCAGCACACGGAUCAUCAGCAAGGUACUGCCAAACACAACAGGGAACACCAGAAACUCUACCAGGGAGGCCAACCCCCUCACUCCUCAGGGAGGCCAGGCCACCAUGGCUACAGCCAAAACCGGCGAUGGCACCACAACCAGAAGCACUCGCCCAACGACAGAGAAACGCACAGAAAUGCCAAAGAGACUGAGAAUUUGAAAAUCGAGGACGCCUCCAUCUGCACAGUGCACAUCCCCCUGGAGAUGCACCGGAGCACGGAGGUUGUGGAGAGACAGUCCCAGCAGUACAUUCAGGAACCAGAAACCAAGCGGAGAGACAGUGUUCAUGAGCGCGUUGGGGAAAGGCCAAAGGUCAAUUUGCUCCAGUCUUCCAAAGACAGACUGCGAAGGAGACUAAAAGAAAAGAUGCCUUGUCUUUCCCUUUUCACGGACCAGGACGAAGUGCCGGUGGAGGCAACCAACCCCCAAAAGAACAAAAUGGACAAAUUAAUUGAAAUCCUCAACAGCAUGAGGAACAACAGCAGUGAUGUGGACUCCAAGCUCACCACCUUCAUGGAGGAGGCUCAGAACUCCACCAACUCUGAGGAGAUGCUGGGCGAGAUUGUCAAGACCAUUUACCAGAAAGCGGUGACGGAUCGCAGCUUCGCCUCCACAGCCGCCAAGCUCUGUGACAAAAUGGCGCUCUUCAUGGUGGAGGGGACCAAGUUCCGAAGCCUGCUUCUCAACAUGCUGCAGAAAGAUUUCACAAUGCGGGAGGAGCUGCAGCAGCGCGACGUGGAGCGCUGGCUGGGGUUCAUCACCUUCCUCUGCGAAGUCUUUGGCACCAUGAGAAGCAACACGGGGGAGCCCUUCCGAGUCCUUGUCUGUCCCAUUUAUACCUGCCUCAGGGAGUUGCUGCAAUCUCUGGUGACUCUCAGCCAGCAGCCAUGGGAGCAAGUUUGA